AUGGACACCAGCCCAAGUAGGCUCAGUACUUCUGGAGACAGGCCUGACACCGAUGCACAUGGUCGUUUCAAGCUCGUCAAGAAUGCCAACUCACCAACAGCAAGAAAUGCUGAAUGGAUGGAUCGUGAGCGGGAAAAACUACAGGCAUACGAAUAUCUCUGUCGUAUUGGAGAGGCAAAAGAUUGGAUUGAAGCCUGUACUCAUGACUCUAUUGGAGAUAUCGAACAUCUGGAAGAAGAAUUGAGGAAUGGUAUUGCGCUAGCACGUCUAGCAAAGACCUUUGCUCCUGAUGUCGUCAAGAAGAUCUUUGAGGACACUCGAAAACUACAAUUCAGACAUUCAGACAACAUCAACUACCUAUAUGCAGCCAUGCGAAAAGUUGGAUUGCCAGAGGUCUUCUUCUUCGAGUUGACUGAUCUAUACGAAAAGAAGAAUAUUCCAAAAGUCAUCUACUGUAUUCACGCUCUCGCACACUUGCUAUACAAACAAGGAUUAGCACCCUCUAUCAAAGAUCUUGUCGGCAAACUACAAUUCACAGAUGAGGUGUUGGAUCAAACACAAGCCUCUUUGAGCGCUGCUGGUGUACCAAUGCCACAGUUUGGAAAUAUUGCAAAUGCUCUGGCUGAAGAGUUGAAUGAAGUUUCGCCUGCUGAGAAACGGGAAAAGUUCCUCGAAGAACCAGCAACAAUUCAGAAGAUCAUCAAAACCCAAUCUGUUGUUAGAGGUUGGUUGGCUCGCCGUCAAGUAGAGAAAUUACGGCAAGCACACAAGGCUCAACAGCAAUGGUACAAGGAUCACUCAAAGGACAUCGCAAAACUGCAAGCUAUGUGGAAAGCAAAGAAGGCUUUCAAGAGUUAUCAGGAUCAAAAAGCACACCUCAAAGCAAUAGAACCUGGUGUCAUCAAGAUUCAAGCAACAUUCAGAGGUCAUAUGGGCAGGAAAGAAUAUAUAAACCGUCUCAAAUUCUUGAAGGAUCAAGUUGGUGCCAUCGUCAAGAUCCAAUCUAUGUUCCGUGCCAAACGUGCCGUCCGUGCUUACAAGAGUCUUGAAGAUACCAACCCCCCUGUCAAGACUGUACAAAACUUUGUUCAUUUGCUCGAUGACUCCAACACUGACUUUGAAGAAGAGAUUGAAUUGGAUAAACUGAGGCAAUUGGUAGUCAAACGUAUUCGUGAAAAUCUUACCACAGAAACCCAAUUGACUGAACUUGAUGUCAAAAUCGCUCUAUUGGUCAAAAAUCGUAUUUCGCUGGACGAAGUGUUGAAACAUACGACCAAGCAGAAAAAGAGAGAGUUAGAGAAUGUUGCCGAAGCAACCAGCCAUUCUGAACAAGGAAUAUCGUUAAAGAGUCUGGAUAAAGAUACCCGUGCCAAGUUGGAAAACUAUCAACAACUCUUUUACCUUUUACAAACGACACCCACCUACUUGGCCAAUGUCAUGUUCUUAUUGAACAAGAAGAGUGGAUCUACAGUCACCAAGUUCUUGGAGAACGUAGUCUUGACGUUGUAUGGAUAUGCUCAAAACACUCGUGAAGAAUACCUGUUACUCAAUCUGAUCAAGGCUGCCAUCAAAGUGGAAAUAGAAGACUUGAACGAAGUCAGUGAAUUCUGGAGAGCCAAUCCAUUAUUCAUCAAGUUGGUGUUGCAUUACACUCGUGGUGCCAAAGAACGUCAAUACCUUCGAGAAUUGUUGCAACCUCUAGUUAAGAAGAUUCUAGAUGACGCCACUCUUGACUUGGAAUCAGAUCCAACUUCUAUCUACAAAGCAAUCAUUCGAGAUGAAGAAAGUAGGACGGGUGAGGCUUCCAAACGUCCCUAUGAAGUGCCACCUGCUCAAGCUGCAGCCGAUGAGGAAGUGAAGAAAGUGCAAGCUGCUCACACCGACAAGCUUAUUGAAAUCACAAGCGUGUUUAUGGAUGCUAUUAUGAAUCAGCUCAAGAAGAUGCCAUUCGGUAUUCGAUACAUUGCCCAGCAGAUGAAGAAUUCGCUCAAGGACAAAUUUCCAACAACUGAUGGUGAUGAGAUGAUUCGCAUUGUCGGCAACUUGAUAUACUACCGUUACAUGAACCCUGCCAUCAUUGCUCCUGAAGCUUUCGAUGUCAUUGAAUCUACGAUCUCACCCAUCCAACGAAAGAACUUGGCCGAAGUAGCUAAAACACUUCACACCAUCUCUGUCAACAAGCCACCUACAGCCUCCGGUGAUUUGGACCCCAAUACCAUCAAGUUGAAUGAAUACAUUGCCACAGCCGGAAAGAAGUUUGCCUCCUUCUUUGCCGAAGCCGCAAACGUGGUUUCCGCUGAAGAACAAUUUGGCAUUGACGAGUUUGUUGAUCUUUCGAUGACCAAACGGCCAGUGAUUUAUAUAUCUCCCAACGAAAUCUUCCAAGUACAUGCCACCUUGGUCGAGAAUUUAGACUUCUUGGCACCAAAACCCGAUGACCAAUUACGUCAAAUACUCAGUGAUUUGGGAGCAGUACCACCAGUUAGAGAAGACGCCCCUGUACAGUGUACUGAAAUACUAUUGACUUUGAACAAUCGAAUGGCCAAGAUUGAAGACGAAGAUGCGUCGAUCAAACGUCUCUUCAUGGAAACCAAACGACACAUUCUCGCUAUUGUUCGUAUACAGUCUGGCAAGAAUUUACUUGAGCUAUUGGAGAAGCCUGUUACUGAGGUCGAAGAAGACUUGUAUCGGGAGCUCUUAGAUGCAAAUGCCAAACGAUUAGCAGAGAAGGCAGCCAUUGCUAACCGAGGAUCACCAAUCAGUGGAGAUAUUCAGAAUUCACCAUCUCGGGACUUUACUCGUGAGGGUAAUCUUGGAUCAAACUGGAAUCUGAAAAAUGCGGCUGGUGACAACGUGACAUUUACCGAACUCAAACGUGUCACCCUUGAAAACUUGGGUAAACUGGAAGCAGCCAAGUUGGUAUCUCGAAAGACAUGCUUCCAAGAUAUGCUCAACUCCAUUGCCAAGGACAUGCUCAACAAGCACAAACGAACAGUACAACGCAAGAAGGAUUUACAAGGAUUGCGUCAAACUCUGAAAAAUGUCGAAGAAAAGUCUACCUAUCUUGGUGACCAAAAGCAAGCAUUUAUGGAUUACAUUGACGCUUGUAUGGGCAAGCUUACUGAAAACAAGGGCAAGAGCAAACCAAAGAGCAAACCAAUGAUGUUCUCUCGACAAUGGACGCAUACACGAGACCUACAAAAGGCUGGCAAAAUGCCUCAAUUCGGUUCAUUCAAAUACACAGCUGGUGAAUUGCACAAGAAGGGUGUCCUCAUCUCAGUGGAUGAAUACUCUCCCAAGCAAUAUGGUCAAAUCAAUCUCAUCAUUUCGUCUGACGAAGUUGGAGUGUUUACUGUCGAAGCCAGCUUUUUGGGCGUCAAGAUGCCUGAAAAGUUAGAGCUACGGCUAGAAGACUUGCUACAACAACAGUACAACGGUGUGAAUGUCAUGGCCUUAUUCGACUAUGCCAAAGUCAAUGUCAACUUGCUUAUUUAUCUACUCAACAAGAAGUUUUUCGUUUAG
Messenger RNA from Synchytrium microbalum, 3522 nucleotides. RefSeq lists its product as uncharacterized. Gene Ontology annotation, molecular function: calmodulin binding; actin filament binding; GTPase activator activity. NCBI's taxonomy places the organism in Eukaryota, Fungi, Chytridiomycota, Chytridiomycetes, Synchytriales, Synchytriaceae. Gene Ontology annotation, cellular component: cytoplasm; mitotic actomyosin contractile ring. Bases 1 to 3522 code for a protein of 1173 amino acids. Gene Ontology annotation, biological process: regulation of actin cytoskeleton organization; mitotic actomyosin contractile ring assembly actin filament organization; regulation of GTPase activity. The record is from RefSeq and is a predicted model, not a curated record. The transcript is spliced from 23 exons.